CAACUAUGGCGGAAGAGGCUAUCGGCGAGACUUUUUCAGCCUCCGAAAAAAACGUUGUAGUUUACGGAGCUGAAAUACUUUAAAAUCAUAUGAUCCCCCAUGGAUAGCAGUGGCGAUCUAGAGUGUAUCUUGUUCUGUGAAUUCCAUCCUAUUGCAGGACCUAAAAUCGUUUACCAGGUUAAAUGUUUGACACUUUACUAGCUGGACUUGAACUGAUCUGAUUGCGGUCGCUUGAAAAGCCCAAAUAUUCUUAAUCUUCUCGACUUUCAGGUCCCAAAAGAAUUCAUCUCAAAGGAGGAGUUUGAUUGCGUAGCUGUGUACAUAAUCCCGAAACCUGAGCUGCAGAGCAAGCUGAUCACAGUGUAAGUUGGUAACUCACUCUACAGGUAGUUUUCGCUCAUCCGAAAACGGUGGUGAGGAGGGGGGGGGAAGGAGGGGACAUAUUGUACCAGACAUAUCACCCAUCAGUUAUCACAGCUGCUGUAAAGACAGUUUUCUAAAUUAUUUUAUGGGACGAUUCCUUCAUACCUGUUUUUUAUUGCCAGAACAAUUUUCUCUUAAAUGCAGGGAUGUAGAUAAUAGCCGGAAGCCGGGAAAAUUACCCGGCUGUGAACGUGAUUUUUCCGGCUGUGAAGCACUACUUCUUUCUCCAAAAUGUUUUUAAAUGUUGUCAGAAAAUUGUUAUUUAUUUAUUUCAUUUUUUUACACCUUCAAUUCUAGGUAUAGCGUGCCAAAGGCACGCUAGAGUAGGCCUUCGGCCCAAAUACCCGCCUAUCAUUGCAAGAUUUCCGCCUGUUAAAAACUUUAGCUACAUCCCUGUAAAUGUUAAUUAAUACUUUAGAUGUCAUGACUCUUAAAAUCUAGUUGAAGUUAGAUAGGGCAUGAAAUUCUUUUCCUAUUGUAAAAUCAGGAUUUUUAUUAAUUUUUUAUUUUUCCUUUUUUUUAGGAAUGCUCUUGAUCACAAGUUUGUUGGUUGUCCAAUCAGUAUAGAAAAUGCCAAGUAUUCCCGCAAUGCCCUUGUUUUCAAUGUAUGUUUUGUUCUCCGCCCUACUGUUGACACAAUUCGCUUUGAGGGUGUGGUCAAGAAAUUGGCAGGAUAUAUGACAUCACUUGAGGUAAUGAACCCUUUACACAUUAAUAUCAGUGUAUAUAUUCUCCUUAUUGAUCUCCAUACAUGACCUAAGGUGCUGAAAAGGAGAAUUUGUUUAAUGUCUUUAGUUGGUGAUUAUUUUCUAUAUUCUUGCAACCUUAAUGUGUGAUUCAGGGGUGAUAUUGUGAAGAGAAAUUAGUUGCUAGUCACUCUCAGGGGUUAAAGGGUUGAGAGAAGAAAAAUAUUUUAUCAUAAUUUGACAGUUUCCCUCAAUCCAUUUGCUUAUUAACUGAACUGAACUGUUUGCCUCUUUCCGUACCUGACCUUCUUUACAUUAUGGAGGCUACAAUGAUGUAUAAAAUCAUAAACACCUUUGUUCCCCAGUAUUUGACCAAGCUUUAUCAUAUUUGUUCCAAAGUGUAUAGAUAUAGUACUAGGAACAGACAGCUUAAGCCUACCCAAAUGCAGCACCUCAUUCACACAACAAUCCUUUAUACAUCAUGCAGCAAGAGUUUGGUACACUGUCCCUUCUAAUAUCCAGUCUAGUUUCAAUGUAAAUCUAUUUAAGUUUAAUUUAAAGAAAUGUUUAUUGUCCAAGUUUUUAAAUAGCUAGUUUUAAUCAUUAUUAUCCUUAACUAAUAUAAUUGUUCUAAUAGUUAAUAUUAAUAUUGUACUUUGUAAAUUUCAACUAUAUUAUUCUUUACAUCUUAAUGUAAAUUUAUCAGGAAGAUCCUCCUCAAGGAGGGUUAAUAAUGUCUAAAAGUGUAUUUGUAUUUGUAUUUGUAUGUUUGUUGUUUCCUUUCAGCUUGAGUAUGGACUAAUAUCACAAGAGGAAACAAAAACUUCUCUUCCAUCCAUACUUUCAGACAUCUUUGUUGAGCUCAAUAAAAAUGGGAAAUGUACAAUACAAAUAGGUAAAAUUAUUUUUGCUGAUUUAAUGAGUCAAAUACUGCUAUCAAAGGCACACUCUUUUCAAAGAGUUUGUGUCAGUAAAUCAGAUUAUUUUGAGUGCAAUUUGGAAUAAAUAAGCAAGUGGAAUAAAUUUUUCAAAGUAAUUAAAUAUUAUCAACAGAGUUGAUAAUGUAAAUUUGCCAAUGUAAAGAGUUUCAAAGCUGAUAUUUCAAGUGUUAGCCCUUUGUCAUAGUGAUGCAAUGUCAGAGCUUUGAAACUCUUUACAGUGGCCAAUUUACGUUAUCAACUCAGUUGAUAAUACUAAAUUACCUUGUUAUACUCUCCCACCGACGCAGCACCACAGUUUCUUAACCCUGUAGCUCCCAGAAGUGAUUAAUAUGUAACUUCUCCUUACAAUAUCCAUACAUUAUCUAGCAAACAGGUAAUGAGAAUACCCAAACUUAUCUGGUAGAAGUUAUUAUCUUGAUCAAGCAUCAAAUCCUCAUAACUAACCUACAAAGAAAUGUGUAGCAGCCAGAGGGAAGAACUGGCAAUUGGAUCUUGAGAGUUAAAGGGUUAAGAAACUUACCCCCUUUAUACAUUUCCCAAAGACUAUCACCGGCCAAAAUCAGUGUAUUAACCCAGGAGAUCACAAUGCAUGGUUUAUUUAUUAAUUCCACUGGUUUCAUUAAAAUAUGGUACCAAAUGGUUAGUUUAGAAAAGUCUUCCUCAGAAAAUUUUAAAGUUCUAGGUUCUUACUGUAGCAUUUUCCUGUGUUUUGAGGUAACUUACAUUUUAUGUUGUGAAACUUAACCUUUUUCUGUUGUCAACUCUUUCUCCUUCUUUUCCUUUAGAUGAGACUAACACUAUUCAUCUGAAAUGUAAUGUAGCCUCUAGCACUGAAUCAUACUCAGUGUUGGAUCAUCAAGUGCCAGUGUUCAUUUGUAAUAAGGAUGCUUUGACAUCUUCUGAGUGGGAUAUUACAACACAACAGGUCAAUAAUCUUGGUAUCUUUCCUUUAUACUUCACACUGUCUUACAACAUGUCAUAGGAAAGGGGGAAGGAGUUUAGUUAUCUUAAAUGAGAGGAUACAUGAACAAAACAAAACAAAACAAAAAACAGGAAGUGAUCUAUCACAGACUACUACACCCUGGCCUGUAGAUUCUCCUUUUUAGAUUGCCAUGUAUUUCCCUUUGAAACGUAGGGAGAAAUUUGUUUCAUCAAACGUUGCUCACUGUAGGACUUUGUUCCAGACACCUUUUCUUUAACAACUAACUGCUGAGUGUCAAUGACACUUAGUUUUUUUUACUGGAAAUUUGUAUUCAAGGUUUCUAUUAGCUGCUAACAGUUUGACUAAAAUAUUUCAUUAUCCUAGAUUCUGCCAUAUAUUGAUGGUUUCAAUCAUGUCCAAAGAAUUGCUGGUGAAGCAGAUGUUGAGAUCAGUCUUGUGCGAAUGUGUAUUCAGGACAUGGUGUAUGAACAACUUUAUUUUAUUAUUUUUUUAAUGAAUAUAAUUGAUUUUGAUGCUAAACUUUCAAUAGGGCCCUUUUCAGCUGCAUGUCAAAAAACCAUUAUCAGUACUAAAGCAACUACCAGGGCUAAUUGGAAGAAAGGAAUUUAUCUUGCACAGUCGAUGAGAACUCAAAGUAAAACUGACCAAACUGCCUAUUUAAGUGCAGAAAUAUGUGGGUAACCAAGUCUUGAUUGCUCUUAGUUUUGCAUCUGAUUGGUUGAGAAAGUGGCAUGAGUUUUCUAGACCAAUCACCAUCAAAGCAAAGUGCAAUCUCAGAUAAAUUUGAGCAAUCAAUCAAAAGGGUCUCUGAUAUAUAGACAGUCAAAUUUUGUGUUAGGAAGGCAGGCAGAAUCAGUUAGGUUCAUUUUUUUUUAACUCUUUAACUCCCAUGAGUGACCAAGAGAGAAUUUCUCCUUACAAUAUCAAUACAAUAUCAACCAGAUAAGUGAUGAGAAUAAAAAAAAUAUCAAUUUGGGGAUAAUUACUUGAUCCGAUACUAAAUUCUCUGAACUAACAUUAUAAGAAUUGUAUGGUUGACAGUAAGGAGAAUUACAAAUUUGAUCUGGGAGUGAAAGGGUUAAUGCCAUUUGAACUAAGAAUGAGCAAAUUCUUGCCAGAGUUUCAUUAGAAUACAGAAACUUUCAUAUUUAUCACCCAUAAUUAACUCAUGGUUUAUAGUAACCUGAGCAAUUUGUUCAAAUCUUAAAGAUGCAACUGUUCUUUUAUUUCACAGUCAGCAUAAAGUGGUGAAGUUAAUUCCUAUUUUUCAGGCAAGUAUUUUCAUAUUUUGUUUAUUGCCAAUUAAUGUGUUCUAACACAGCACUGUAGCAUCCCAAGGACCUAAACUCUAUCACAAAAAAAAUUUGGAAUACUCUUACUAGUGCUGAAACACGUUAAGUCAACAAUCUGACAUUACCAGUAUUUUGUCUUUUUUCUGUGAUAUUUGAUCUAACUUCAUUCAACCCUUUGACUUCUAAGAGUGACUGGCAUCUAAUUUCUCCACACAAAAUCACCCUUAAAUCAAGUAUGAAGGUGAUGAGAAUAAUGGAAAUGAUCACCAAUUUAAGAAGCUCCUGAUUAUCACACAAAUUCUCCUUGUCAUUAUUGAGGAAACGUAGUGAGAACAGUGUGGAGAAUAUUGAUACUAAAAAAAAAACGUUAGGAUGGAAAGGGUUAAUCAAAUGUAUACCAAUUGUGUUUCAGUACUCCAAUGUGUACAUUCCAACACCAGAAAUAAAUCAGCUAACUCACGAUAAGAGAUUACAAGAGGAAUGUCUCGACUACGUUGGAAAAAAGGGUAAGAAUGGUAUGUUAUUUUAUUGAAAUCAUCACCCAUGGAGAGUUUAACAGGAAAGGUAGCCAAGAGAUUCUCCUUAAAAGACAAUCAGGGGCCAAGAGGCCCAGUGACUAAACUGCAUCUCGCUGAGCACAAAAUGACCAGGACUAUUGCUACUCUUCCCCCCCCCCAUCCUCAGAUGGGAUGCCAGUCCAUCACAGACUACCCUUCCCUUCCUUACUUCCUUAAAGUAUUUUUUUUAGGUUCAUCCCAAAAGUUUCUUUUGUGGUAUCUCUUUGCUUUACUCUAGUGCACCAUCCUUUAGGUACAAGGGAUAAGGAGAUCUAAUUAAUUACAAACAAUAUUACAAUAAUAUUUAUAGGUCGAACUCUGCCUUCAUUCCGUGAUGUCUUUAUGCUGUAUUGCGGGCUCAGUCCAGGGGCAACCGUGAGAGAUCUGUGCACAAGAUACAAUCCUGGUAAUCUGCGCGUUGAUGAGAGGUAAUGACUAAUUUUUCAGCUUAGGGUGUCCUAAAGACUCUUUCACAGUCACUGAAAUUAGUCUUUUUUAUGACUACUGUCAUUCGCACGAUCGCGCUACACAAUCAAAUUAAACUUCUGAAAAAUUGUUAACCAAAUGUAAUUUUGUCCUGUAGGCGAUUGAUACAAUUCGGUAUGGUGACUGGAAUUAUUCGCCGUCUCCACAAAUACCCAGUACAACUGACAACACCCAAGACUGCCUCAUUACCAAAAAGCCAUCACAGGAUGAGAGGCAGACAUCGAGAUUCAGAUGCUAACAGAUUGAAACUUACAGCCAAGUGAGUUAUAAUAACAGUGCACCUCAACAGAUAUGCGCUAAUGAUUUAGUAAACAACGGCGAAAUGCAAAUCAGGGAAAACAGGGCAAGUUAAGUUGGCGAUCAAAAGACUGAAAAAGUUUUAUUUUGGUCAAAUUCCAAGAGCAAACUCUGCAUAGUUCAUUUCGCAGUAUGAUUUCCAAUGAGUAAGAAAAGAAGAGUUUUGAUGACUAAGGAAACCUUCGCCGUCAUGUACAUAACUCAGUUAGCGCCAACUUUUAUCAUUUGACAGAUGGUUGGAUGGAAAUCACAGUUACGAUGAAAUAUGCUGUAAAACAGG
Pocillopora meandrina is the source of this 5905-nucleotide messenger RNA. Lineage: Eukaryota; Metazoa; Cnidaria; Anthozoa; Scleractinia; Pocilloporidae. The record is from the annotation of a GenBank genome assembly.